Cotesia glomerata is the source of this 1587-nucleotide messenger RNA. RefSeq lists its product as uncharacterized. The transcript has 5 exons. Gene Ontology annotation, cellular component: plasma membrane. Gene Ontology annotation, molecular function: odorant binding; olfactory receptor activity. Gene Ontology annotation, biological process: detection of chemical stimulus involved in sensory perception of smell; sensory perception of smell. NCBI's taxonomy places the organism in Eukaryota, Metazoa, Arthropoda, Insecta, Hymenoptera, Braconidae. The coding region runs from base 348 to 1508 and encodes 386 amino acids. The record is from RefSeq and is a predicted model, not a curated record.
AAUCAAGUUCAUUUUUUUUUCAGUGCACUACUUAUCAAGACCCUCAGUAACUUUGUAUAAAAGCGAUCUGCUUCGGUCAAAAGUUGCGUAAAGACUGGCGUCUCGCUACAAUGUAUGAAAUAAGGAUCAAUAUAAAAACAAUUAUUGCAACUAUGUUGCAAUUGACAAUCGUAUUUUCCAAAGCUUUCAAUAUUAAACGCCGGUUAUUAAGGUUGCAACGUCUAUUUUUUUCUUGUAUAUACGCUUAACGACAACGUAGUUUUCUCCAUAUCUUUCAAAUGUUGGUUUUAAUUGGUCUCUGAACUAUACAUUCUUGAUUACCAUACUUUCCUUCCACGAUCGAAAAAAUGAUCGCAGAAAGGUUGGAAUAUGUCAAAUUUCAAACUGUCAUCAAACGACUGCUCUUCAUUGUCGGUUUGUGGACAAAAAAUGACUCGAGUUUAUUAUUCCGAUCAUUGUUUCACAUAUAUCUAUCUUUCUUUAUUGUUCCAACAAUCGGCGUGAUUAAUUUUUUUCUUACCAAUAUAACAAAUAUUAAUCUCGCUACCAAAAGUUUGAGUACACUUUUGGGCUUCUCGACAGUAAUAAUAAAAGGAAUAUGUUUUAUUAUAAAUCGCAACGACGUCGACGAACUGCACGCGAUUUUGGAUCCGUAUUUCGACGAAUUGUUAAAAACGCCAGAACUUUCCAAGAUAGUUUUGAAAAAAAUCUCAACUUUUAGGCACUUGCCGACAUUUAUCACCACUUUUAUAACCGUCGUCUGUAUUUCUUACGCAAUUGUACCAAUAAUUUCUAUUCUGGCUCAAAUUCGUCACAAAAUUUGGCCAAUAAAUUACAACCUAGUUUAUCUUACUGUGUACCCUUGGGAAAUUCCAAAACACAGUUUCAUGUACAGUAUUCAUUUUAUUGACGAGUAUCUACUGACAAUCGCUAUCGUUCUUAUUACUUCCAGCGUCGACAGUUUGUAUACUUAUUAUAUAUUUCAAAUAAUAGGCAUGUUAAAAGAAAUAUCGUAUCAAAUUUCUACAUUUGAUGAAAAAAGUAGUGAAUUUAUUAUACGCCAAUGCGUUAAUAAGUAUGAAGUAUUAGUACAUUGUACGGAAAAAAUAGAAAAAGUUUACGGGGUUAUUAUUUUAUGGACCAUGAAUGUCAAUGCCAUUGUCCUUUGCGCGGUUAUUUUCCAACUUUCUCACGCUAAAUCAAUUCCCUUUGUUUCAAUGGUUCUUUUCGUGGCGCACGCUGGCUUGAAAUUAACCCAAGUAUUUAUAUUCGCUUGGGGCGGAUCACUCCUCACUACCGAGAGUGAAAAAUUUCGAGACACUAUUUACGCAUCACGAUGGCUUGGAAACAACCGAUUAAAGUCUUCAAUAAUAAUAAUGCUCUCCCAAAAACCCCUCAUCUUAACUGCAUGCGGCUUGCUAAAUGUCACGAUAGACAUGUUUGUUAAAGUCGGAAACACGACGAUAUCAUAUUAUUUAUUGUUAAAAACAUUUGAACAGGGAGCUUAAAAAUCACAUUGUUAUUUUCACUCACAAUCAUAUAAGAUUAGUUAUGAAUAAUUAUAACUGUUGAGUAAAAAAAUUUUUG